CACACACAAACACAUAUUCAGACCACGAGUCUCUGAAAGCUGAGCUGUGAUAAUAGAGGCAUUCAGAGGCAAUGAAUGGAGGGGGGUGAAGGGGAGGAGAAAGGGGACCGUAAAUUCGCUGUAAUGUGCAGAGUUCAAGGCUGUUCUCCACCUUCCCUGACUCACGUGUGAGAGUGUGAGAGUGUGUGUGUGUGUGUGUGUGUGUGUGUGUGUGUGUGUGUGUGUGUGUGUGUGUGUGUGUGUGUGUGUGUGUGUUAUCCUCAUACGCUGUCGCACAUGUGAACUCAUUGUACUCAUGCGGCUCAGUGCUGAUACAGAGGUCAAACCCCUCUCUCUCACUGCUUUGGUUUGUUUUGGUUAUCUAUGGUUACUACCACUUGUCUUCUUUGAUGUCAUGUAACUUCUUACGCACAUUUUACACACAUACUAGGAAGAAACGAGCACGGAGAGAGACAUUAAACACACACCCAGUACUGAAACGAGAACAAAGUGAAACUUUGAGACUGUACUGCCAGUAAUCUUUGACAUUGAUUUCAGAUGGACAGCGCUGAGCGAAAUGGCCUUCCUCCCUACAGGCAGCCUUAUCUUGCAGUCGCCCUAGACGAAGCACAGCUGGAUGUCCUCGGGCAGCGAGUAGAAAAGAAGUCCCUGUCAUUUUUGGAAAGGGUGAAGGCACAGUGUUGGUGUUCUGGUCCCAGGUUGAAGAGCUUCCUGCUGGGCUUUUUUCCUGUCCUGUCAUGGCUGCCUCGCUACUCCUUCAGAAAAAAUGCCAUGGGAGACCUGGUGUCUGGGGUCAGUGUUGGGAUCAUUCAGCUGCCACAGGGUAUGGCCAAUGCCAUGUUGGUAGGAGUUCCUCCGGUGUUUGGUCUAUACACCUCUCUCUAUCCUCUGAUCAUCUACUUCAUCUUUGGCACUUCCAGACACCUCUCCAUCGGUACUUUUGCCGUCCUGGCCAUCAUGAUUGGGUCUGUGACAGCUAACGUGGAGUUGCUUAGCAACGGUGUUGAAGAGAAUCAGGUUGAUGUGGAGGCAGCGAAAGUGAACGUGGCUGUGCAACUCACCUUCCUCUGUGGCCUCAUACAGCUCCUGCUGUACUUGCUGCGUGGAGGCGGUGUGUGUCGAUGGUUGUCUGACCCUGUAAUCAGAGGCUACACCACAGCAGCAGGUCUGCAUGUGAUCAUCCUGCAGCUGCCACUGAUGACUGGAAUACCUGCUCAGAGACACACCGGCCUGCUGGCUUCAGCUUGGACUUUAAAGGAUGUUCUGUAUGGGGUGACCAGUGCUGUACCAGGAGCUCUGUCAGUCUCUGUGGUUUCCAUGGUGAUACUCAUCGGUGGCAAGAUGCUGAAUGAGCACUUCAAGAACAAGCUGCCUGUUGCCAUACCCUGGGAACUUAUACUGAUUGUCCUGGGCACCAUCCUGUCAGUGCAGAUGGAUCUGACUGGACAGCACAGAGUCCAGGUGGUGGGACACAUACCCAGUGGCUUGUCUCCCCCAGUCCUUCCCUCUCUGUCUCAGGCCAGAGAGCUGUUCCUUCCAGCUCUGUCUGUGGCUCUGGUUGGCUUCAGUUUCCUCUCAGCCAUGGGCUCAGUGUUUGCCCACAAACAUGGCUACCGGGUGGACCCCAGUCAGGACCUGCUGGCUCUGGGUCUGUGCAACACCAUCGGAGGAAUGUUUCAGUGCUUUGCUGUCAGCUGCUCCUUCUCUCGCAGUAUGGUCCAGGAUAGUAUUGGUGUUAAAUCACAGAUGGCAGGUUUGGUAUCAGCUUUGAUGAUUCUGACCAUCUUGUUGAAGAUCGGCCAUCUCUUUGAGCAGCUGCCAAAGGCAGUGUUGGCAGUGAUCAUCGUGGUGAACCUGCAGGGGAUACUGGCUCAGUCCAGGGAUGUGUGUGUGCUCUGGAAAUCUGACAGAUUAGACCUGCUGGUGUGGGUGGUGUCGCUGAUUUCCACGCUGAUCUUUAACCUAGACCUGGGUCUGGCCGUGGCUGUCGUCUUCUCUCUGCUCACACUCAUCUACAGGACACAACUCUCCUCCACAGUUGUUUUGGGUCGUAUUCCUGGUACAGAGUGUUACAGAGAUGUGGGACUCUACACUGAGGCAAAGCAAGUUCCCGGGGUGACUAUACUCUCCUGUUCCAGCCCAGUUUACUUUGCCAACUCUGAACUGGUCUUCACAGGGAUCAGAGAGACAGUGAGUUAUUGUCAGAAGAACAACCCAGCUCAAGUCCACACUGCUUCCUCUUCCUCCUCAACCGAGACACCAACACAAACUCAUUGCUUGGUUCUCGAUCUCAGCUCGGUCAACUUCAUGGACUCUGUGGCAGUGAUGGCAUUUUGCAAGGUUGUAGGUAACUUGGAAGUCCAGGGUAUCCGUGUGUUUCUGGCAGCAAGCCCAGAGAGAGUAAUAUCUCAGCUCCAGACUCAGGGUUGUAUUCCAGACAGUCUGCCCAGCUCCUGUCUCUUUCCUUCAGUCCAUGAUGCUGUCCAGCGCUAUCUCAGCACCUUGCCCAGGCCUCUGGAGGAAAUCAACUCCAGCACAAGUGAAUGUUGAACCUACAAUGUGACUGCUGCUUAUGAAUGUAAAUUAAAGCACGGUAAAGUCAACAAGAGGACAGAAAAAGACCCUGAAGUGACUGAUCAGUCUUAAAUGUGGCGAACAGAACAAUCACAGCUCCAUUUUAUUUUGAAAGAAAGUUUUACAGUAUGUAUGCACCUGCACAUGUCAUAUAUUUUCUGGCAAUAAAUGUAGUUGUUCCCCAUUUUCCCCUAAGUAUUACAUUAUUGACCUUCCUGUUGAGAAAGAGGAGACAUGAUCAAGGCCACAAUCCUUCAAUCCCUGUUUUAGGAGGCCAAUACCUUAUCCUUUAGGCCACUCUGGCUCUGUGUUACAACU
This is a messenger RNA of Lates calcarifer (barramundi perch), 2892 nucleotides long. Its product is annotated as solute carrier family 26 member 6. The record is from RefSeq and is a predicted model, not a curated record. The coding region runs from base 538 to 2550 and encodes 670 amino acids. Gene Ontology annotation, biological process: transmembrane transport. The transcript has 18 exons. Gene Ontology annotation, molecular function: oxalate transmembrane transporter activity; secondary active sulfate transmembrane transporter activity; chloride transmembrane transporter activity. Gene Ontology annotation, cellular component: membrane. Lineage: Eukaryota; Metazoa; Chordata; Actinopteri; Centropomidae.